Molecule: messenger RNA, 480 nt
Organism: Quercus robur (English oak)
Lineage: Eukaryota; Viridiplantae; Streptophyta; Magnoliopsida; Fagales; Fagaceae
Exons: 2
Coding region: 1-480 (159 amino acids)
Source: RefSeq, a predicted model, not a curated record
AUGGGAAAAGUGGUGACUCCACUUCAGAUUAAGAACAAAUGGGAUCAUCUGAAAAAAGGGUGGAGGGAUUAUAACCAGUGUUUUGACAAUGAGACUGGGUUGGGUUAUGACCUGGGAACUAGGAUGCUUGAGGCCCUUGAUGAGUGGUGGACUCAAAAGAUUGUGGCAUGUCCCCUUGCAAAAACCUUUAAAAAUAAAGGUUUGUCGAAUCGUGACUACCUAAACAUCAUGUAUGGAGGCACGGUUGCAACGGGGAAAAAUGCGUUCUGCACGAGCUGUCAAUUACCAAAGGAAACCACCGAAGGUUCUGUGGACUCUGCUGAUAGCACAGAAUUUGUUGACCCCCAAUGUGAACCGUUUGUGAAUGUUGACGCAAUGGAGGUUGAUAGUCCAUCAUUGUCGAGGGCAGAACCAGCAGUGAGUAAGGGGAAAGGCUUGGCAACCAGUGUCCACCUUUACAAGCCAAUGUACAAGAAAUAA